Molecule: messenger RNA, 213 nt
Organism: Diaporthe amygdali
Lineage: Eukaryota; Fungi; Ascomycota; Sordariomycetes; Diaporthales; Diaporthaceae
Exons: 1
Coding region: 1-213 (70 amino acids)
Source: RefSeq, a predicted model, not a curated record
AUGCAGGAAAUGAGGGGGGCCGUUUCCAGAGUUGCCUGGCUCCCGCUGUCUGAUCAGUGGGCGGAUGACGGAAUGGCUGGGACGCCCUCUGUACAUUACCUGUUCAUGCAGCUGCGUGUCAGCGCGCUGAGUCCAGUGGACUACCAAGAGCCAGUCGGAUUUUCGGCCUCUGAUGGGUCAGCGAAUUGGGACAAGAAGAUUACCACGGCUUAA